UCAAUUAAAUACGAAUUAACAACUGACAUUAAGAAAAAAUACGCUUAAAGCCUCGUUAUUGACACACUAAAAAAUUAACUUCAUAAACAGCAUUUGCUGCGAACGCCAUAACACAAUUUAAACCCCAUUUCUACUGCAUUCGCUUAAAGUCAAUUUCUUCGUGCUAAAUUAAAAAUUAUGUGUACACACAACUACAUGCAUAUACAUAUAGUAUGUGUGUGUGUAUACGAGCAGACAAACUUAUAUAAAUAUAAAUGCGCGAGUAUGCACGGCAACCCCUUCCAAUGGGGGCCAUUGUGUACGGUUUAUUUACUAUUUCAUUUAGCUUACGCGCUGCGCUCACUUGUGGGUUCUUGAAAUUUGAUUGGCGCUCAGCAGCGCUCUUGCGCGCUCUCUGGCGCUCCGGCCCACUCCGGCGCUAGUUUUGUUGGCGGCGGCAGCGGCGGCCCACAGCGCGUACUGGCGACGGCACAACAAGCAGUUGGUUCUGACUCGGCUGCUUUUGAGGCUGUGUUGUCAGUCAUUGAUUGUAACUGUUGGACGACGCCAGCAAAUGACGGUACAAAACAGCACCUCGCGCUCAACCAAAACACACACACGCACGCAUACAUAAAUUAAUAAUAAAAAACAAAUUUUUUUUUAAAGCGCGAAGCACAAUUCGGUCGCUUCAGCAGCGCAGUUGUUCGCCAAAAUAUAUACCGACGCACACACGUACGCGCGCAUAACGGCAAGUGUAUGUAAACAGUCAAUAACAACAACUACAAUAACAACUGCAAACAGCCAAACGCCCCAGUCAGUGAGGCAGCCAAGCAGUGGGCCAGCCAACCAGCCAGCCAUUGAGGCACUCAGUCAGUCGGUCGCUCAUCACUCGUCGCUCGGUCAGCUGUUUUGUGUUUUGUUGUCUCCGCUCGGUGUGUGCGCUCGCUGUGCGCAUCUCAUAUGUAGCGGUGCCCGCCACCUUUGCGACUACAUUUUUAUUCGAGCAUUACGAGCGCUAAGUGUUGUGUGUGUCGCGCGCGCGUCUGUCGUUAACGUUAAGCGGCAACUUGUACAUUCUCAGUCGAAUUUAAAUAAUUUCAAAUUUAAUUAAUUAUAAUUUAUUUUAUAGUAAAACAAGUCAGUCAUACGUUCAACUACUUAAUAAAAAUCAAACAUACAAACGCAUAGUUUCAAGUUCAAAUGCAAAUUCAAAGCGUGGAAAAGUGCUUGUGUUGCAUGUGAGUGUCUUUAUGUGCGUACGCGUUGUCAAUUGAUAUAAAUAUUCAGAUUUAGUGCGAAAGUGUUGCAGAAAAAAAUCCAACAAACAUAAAAAAAAUCAUACAAAUACGCGCCUAGAUACAGCGGCAGCGCGCAACGGAAGUUCGAAAAGGCAAUCGACACAAUUCUCCAAAAUAACCUAAAAAGAAGCCAGUAAAGCAAAGAAAGCACGACUCAGCUCCACAAACAACGACAAAGCUCCCGGAAUACUUCGAUGAGUUACACAGCAAUAGCAAGAACAAGAAAAAAAUAAACCACAAUCUGCAGAAACCAACAUAAAUUAGUAAAAACAACUAUCAAAGGAUACAACAACAAAAAUACAAAAUAGACAAAGAAUUCUCAACCAGUUAAUAAGUGAACUAAAGAAAGCAAGCUUAAUAUUUAAUACAAAAACAACUACAAAACAACCAACAACAACAAUAAGAAUGCGCUUAAAACUUUAAAACCCACAGACGACAACCAAAAACAUAAAUAAAGACACACUUACAAACAAACAGACAGGCAGACAGACGGCCGCAGACAAAAGUCAAGUCAUUUCGGAAUACGAAAUUACAAAUUUAUAAGAAAUUACCAAAACAAAAGCAAAUAGCAACAACAACCAUUAAAUAGUUUGAAAAACGUGCAGCCGCAAAACGCGAGCGAUUAAAUUUGCAUUAACAGCACGCAGCAACAACAACAACAACAGCAGCAGCAACCACAAGCAACAAACAAUAAGCAAAUAGUCUCAGCUUACGAACAAAGGGCGGAGGCAAAGGCGCAGCCAAAUAAUUGAAAUAAACCUGCGACCCACAGCAACAACAACAACAAUAGCAGUAGUAGUAGCUGCAACAACACGUUCGUUAUAAUUAAAUUAUCACGACGCGACAGUAUUGGACAACAAAGGCAACAACAAAUCAAUAUAUUAACAUUGCUAUAAAAACGGCAACAACAGCAAUAACAAACAGCGCAAUUCCAAAACGGUGACAGCGCCAUCUACUUGCAUACAGACAGACAUACAUACCAACAAUCAAAUUAAUAAAUAUAAUAAAAUAAAGUGCGUCUGCACCGGCGGCGAUUACGAUUGAUACAUACUUACAUAGAAUAAAUCACAAGCAGUCGCGGCAACAAUAACAGUAGCAAUAAGCAGUACAGCAACAGCAACAAAAUGCAUAUAGAAAUUCAGGUGGCGUUAAAUUUCGUGAUUUCGUAUCUUUACAACAAACUGCCAAGGCGACGUGUGAACAUUUUCGGCGAGGAGCUCGAGAAGGCGCUGAAGGAUAAGUUCCAAGGCCACUGGUAUCCGGAGAAACCCUUCAAGGGUUCGGCAUUCCGUUGCUUGAAAACUGGCGAUCCGAUCGAUUCGGUUUUGGAGCGUGCUGCGCGCGAGAGCGGUGUACCUAUUGCUGAUAUUUUAGAAAAUUUGCCUGCCGAGCUCUCAGUUUGGGUGGAUCCCGGCGAAGUCUCCUACCGCAUUGGCGAAAAGGGUGCUGUGAAGAUACUCUACUCGGAAAACAGUGACAAUCAUGAAGACAACACAUCGGCCGAUCGUGAGGUCAAUAAGACCUUCAAUCCCGAAGCGCAAUGUUUUCGUCCCAUCGAUGCGGUCAAUACGAGCAUGAACAAUUUGAGUUUGAGUCCAAAGACUUCACCACAUGCUGGCUCAUCGCCACAUUCGGCCUCCUCCAAUUCGCCCACCUACAAAGGUAGUCCCAAUCCGGCAGCAGCCGCAAACGGUUCGUUCAUGCAGCGCACACAAGCGCCACUAACAUUCACAACAGCCACCUUUGCUCAGACCAAAUUCGGUAGUACCAAAUUGAAAACCAGUUCCAAGCGCACCAAUAGCAGUUCGUACCGCAUGUCGCCCACUGAGUUCUCCAACUACAUUAAACAACGUGCCAUGCAACAACAACAACAGCAACUACAUCACGGCGGCCAUGGUAAUCCGAACCUGGCGCAACCACCGAACCACUUCGGUCCCAUCGGACCCGUCUCGCCAGCACGUUCACUCUCACCGAAUCCACUCUCACUGGGCUUAGGACAGAAUGGCGCUACAGUCGAUCCCUUCUACUUCCCCAACAUGGCCUCCAUGGGCAUGUAUCCACAAUUCAACGGACAUCGAAAUGUCUUCGACACGCAUUUCCAUGCCGCCGAGAAUAACGCGCUCUACGGCGGCGGCGCUGCCAAUCCAGCUAACGGCGCUCAUGGCAAGUUCAACAACUACCUGGAUCCACAUGGCUUCUAUGGCUUGGGCGGCAAUCAGCAUUUGCAGCAAGCUGCUGCGGUGGCGGCUGCUCAUCAGCAGCAACAACAGCAACAGCAAUCGCAAAUGGCACCACCACCCGGCGUGGUGGGCGCACCGUUGUCGGCACAGCAACAGCAACAACAACAACAUGUCAAUGGCAACAGCAAACUUGUGGUUGAGAAGAACGGCGCGGACAACAACAGCAGCAACAACGGCAAUAACAACAGCAAUAACGGCAUAACUGUGACCGUUUCGAAUGCCAGUAGCGCUGCCGAAACAACAAACACCGUCGUCACCAACAACGCAGUCAACAGCACUGCCCAGCAAACAACAACACCAACAGCCGUCAGUCCGUCACCAUUGGCUGCCGCAGCCGCUGCUGCCGUCGCUGCCAGCGCUGCCGCCGCCGCCGCGGCCAAUAGCAGCCAACAGCAGCAACAACAACAAGACUCAAACAACUCGAAACUGAUCGACGGUCUCAACUCGUUCUAUUCCAAUGCAGCCGGUCCCUACCAGCAACUGUUGGUGGCCAACUAAGGUGUUUGUAAAAUACAUAUUUUUUAUGGUUCUUUUUCACAUUUUUUUAACGUUGGUUAGUAGCAGCGUGCGCGUGGCGUCGCUGCAGUAGGCAAGCACAGAAUUAUUUUUUUAAAAGCUUAUUUUUUUAGUAAAAAGUAAACAAAAAAAAAACACUGCAAAAGCAAAAACAAAAAUUAUUAUAAAUAUAUAUGUAUGUAUAUUGUAUGUAUUACAAAAACAACAUACUUGUAGCUAAUGUGCAAACCAAAAAUAAGGAGAGGGAGCUGUAGCAAGAAGACAGUGCAAAGCGUCAACUUUUUUAAAGCAAAAUUAUAGCAAAUACAAAAACAACAAAAUACAAGUUUAUAAAUAGUGAAAUUCUGCUAGUGUAACUGUAAUUAUUACAACAAAAUAUGCAAAUUAGCAAAACAAAACACACAUACAUAACUACAAAAAUAUAUGAAGGCAAUGCUGGCAGGCGGCAUAAGCAAGCGAAGCGCAUGAUAGCUACAACAACAAAAGCAAAAAUGCAAAAAAAUGCAAGAAAUAAGAAAAUUACUAAACUACAACAACAUAUAUGUAAAUAUAUAUAUAAAUAUAUAAGCGGCGCUUGGCAGGCAGCGCAGCGCAGGGUGAGAAGUUUUGUAAUUAUGUGUGUAGGCGUGGCACCGACGGACGGACGGACAGGAGAAAUGCUGCAGCGCGUUGUUUUUAUAAACAAUUUAGAUAUUUAUAAUGAAAAACAACAAUAAAAACAAAAACAAAAAACAACAAUAAAAACAAAAACAACAACAACAAAAAACAAAAAUAACAACAACAAAAAACAAAAAUAACAACAACAAGACCAAAAAACAACAAACAAGAAAUCUAACCUAAAGCAACACUAUCAGCAUAGUAUACAAAAUUUCUCAAGUCGUUUUUUAUUAACUAGUUGUAAACGGACCAAAGCGGAAGCGGUAAUAGUAACGCAAACGGCAGUAGUGUGGCUGUAGUAGCGCAUGCAGCCAAAGCGCAGCUGGCAAACACAUAUAUAUAUAUAUAGUAAAUGAUACGAUCUAGUUAAAGUCUUAUUAUUGAUAAGUUUUAAAAUUAGUCAAAAAUGAAAAAGUGAAAAUCGUUUUGCUGUUUUUUAUACCCACACACACACACACAUUUUUCUAAUAUUCAAAUGUUGUAUGUAUUACAUAAGCGUAAAAAAAAACAUAUAUACCAUAUAUAUGAAAAUAUGAGAAUGUUAAAUGUUUUAUAAUGCUAUAUAUUAUUGUAUAACUACUUAUUACUAUUAUUAUUAUAUUAAAUUACAUUAUUAUUACUAUGAUUAUCAACAACAUUAUUGCUAUUAUUGUAACUAAAAAAAAACCAAACAAAAAAACGAUGAGAAAUGAAAGCAAAUCUAGUGAAAACAACAGUUAUGUAAGCUAAACGGCGGACUAUUGUAGAAACUUUAGCAGCAACUUAAGUACGCAUGCAUGCAGCACACACACACACAUACACAAACAAGCGCAGGAGACACGAGCAAGCUGUUGGUGAAGCAACAGCAAGAAAACUAAUCGUAUAUGCAAGAAAAAGGAGCAGGAGGCGAUAGUAAACGAGCAGACAAGGCUGUAAGACGAAAGCAAGAAGAAGAAGCAAUACAACUAACGGUAUAGUCAAGAAAAAAGGGUCGCAGGCGGUAAUAAACGAGCAGUAGGAGACAGUAAGACAAAAUUACUUGCAAGCGAGGGUGUUCCAAAAGCGAAUUGCUGACAGCAGCAACCAACACCAGCUCCUUUAAGGUGUAAAUAUUGCAACAACAACAAAAAAUAACAACAAAAACACACAUUUUCAACUUUGUGCAUGCCAGCAGCGUUUAUUUCGUAAAUCCAACAUCAAAGCUACUCUCCUGUGUCCUCCAGCCUUUGCGCAUGCGCGUGUGCGCAACAAGAACGCGUCAACUGUGCAGUGUGCAAUGCAUACAUACAUAUAAAACACACAUAAUGUAUCUCCAAAAACUACCUAUUAUUUGUCUAAAAUGUUUGUAGAUAAUUUUUUUAAUUUUUUAUUUAGUUGAAUUUUUUUAGUGCAAAGUGCAAAUUAAUUGUUUUUGUAUAGAUUAUUAUAAAUAAAGUUAAAAAGUACAUUUCGUAAUGCAAAUUAAUAUAUAUAUAAACAAAUAUAUAUAUAUAUACAUAUAUGUAUAUAUGUAUAUGCAACAUAUACAUAUAUAAAUAUAUACUUUUUCAUAUUUUUCUAAUUCAAUCAAAUUUGUAAUUUGUUACUGUGUAUGAAAGCGUUUUUUAUUGCUCUUACUAUUAUUAUUAUGAUAAAUAUUUUAAAUAUUUUUUAUUACUAAAUGUUAUUAUUAUAACACAUAACCUACACUUACAUGCAAAGAAAAAAAACAAAAAUAUUAAUGCUGAAAAAACAAAAACAAAUAGCAAAUAGGCGUUAAUUGCAAACGCAAAAGCAAAAGCAAAAUUAUUAUUGCAAAAGCAAGCAAAAAACAAAACAAAAACUGCAAAAGCAAUGCGCUGUUUACUUUGUACAGAGUUUGUUUGCUGUUACAUUGCAACACACACACAUACAUACAUACAAUAAUCGUUUUUAUUUUUAACAUUAAUGAUUUUUUUAUACUUUUUAUACAAAACAAAAACCAAUGUUUGUAGUGAUUAUAUAAAAUUCUGAAACUUUUUUAUUGAGAAUAUAAUAAAAACUUUUCCACGUUACAUAAAUUAAUGAAAACAACAAAAAAUACAAAA
Molecule: messenger RNA, 6735 nt
Organism: Bactrocera dorsalis (oriental fruit fly)
Lineage: Eukaryota; Metazoa; Arthropoda; Insecta; Diptera; Tephritidae
Gene: Tob
Product: protein Tob1
Exons: 5
Coding region: 2402-4015 (537 amino acids)
Biological process (GO): regulation of gene expression
Cellular component (GO): cytoplasm; nucleus
Molecular function (GO): transcription corepressor activity
Source: RefSeq, a predicted model, not a curated record